Molecule: messenger RNA, 2470 nt
Organism: Spizellomyces punctatus DAOM BR117
Lineage: Eukaryota; Fungi; Chytridiomycota; Chytridiomycetes; Spizellomycetales; Spizellomycetaceae
Product: myb-like DNA-binding domain, shaqkyf class
Exons: 10
Coding region: 221-2299 (692 amino acids)
Biological process (GO): double-strand break repair
Cellular component (GO): BRISC complex; BRCA1-A complex
Molecular function (GO): metallopeptidase activity; polyubiquitin modification-dependent protein binding
Source: RefSeq, a predicted model, not a curated record
ACGAACCUGCUUGCAAGAUGAGCGUCCGAUGACCGGUACGCGAUUCCCCAUCGAGCCGUCAUCGUUGAGUCUAUUCUCUAGUGUCCACGUCGCCCUUUUUCCCUGUUUGAUUAACCUCGCGAGAUUUACGAGUGUUUCUGGUGGACGGAGCCUACGGACGUCCUUCAUCCCAAACCCUCAAACCUUCACGUGAACAAAAAUUCUUAAAGUCGUAAUAAAGAUGACAUCUGUCAUUGCCCCGACCAAGACGCAAGAGCUCUCGGAUGAAGCUAUUGCCCGGCAACUCCAAGAACAAUUCGAUGCAUAUGAAGAUUAUUGGGAAGACCCGUUUGAUAAUGCCGGCAAGGACGAUGAUGAUUUUGUUUUGGAUCCUCGGAAGCUGAAAAAAUCUGGAAAGAGAGGUGGCCGUACAUCAAGUGGUAACGGAAGCAGGUCGUCCGCAUCUUCAAAGUCACGAGGACGCGGUCGCAAGCGCAAGCCGUCUCAGCCGCAUGAUGAUCCAGCUCACGCAGCAACAAUUGAUGAGCAGACAUCACCAAAUGUCGUAAAGAGAUUAAAGGGAGAUGAACAAGUCUCAUCGAUUCCUACAGUAAACUCUGAGACGUCGGCCCCCCCAGAUCAUCCCCCGGCAUCCGACGCGCCGCCCGCAGAGGGUGGAACAGCAGCCACAAUCAACGCACAACCAGACUCUGGCAGCGUUACUAAAACUCAAACCUCGAAAAUGACUGCCAUAAAUCAGGGGCGCUGGACCGAUCUUGAGGAGAAGCUCUUUUUGGAAGGACUAGAAACUUUUGGUCGAGGUUGGGAAGACUUGACGCGGCAUAUAAAGACACGAUCCAGAGAUUGUGUAAAGUCGCAUGCACAAAAGCAUUUCAUUCACUUGUAUUUAGAUGGUAAACCUCUUCCGGACAAGGUCAAGCAGAGUGGCGAAGGGUAUACACUUAGCGGAAAGCCAUUGAAUCCAGACAGCGCUGCCUUAAGACCGUACUUGAAAGCCCGAAAGCGUGAUCCGUCACUGAUAUCACCCGAUUCCCCGCUGCGAAAGGAAACAGAAACGGUCGACCAUCCUGCUGUUGAACUUGUCCGGAAGCGGUCUGCUAGUCAGGAACAACCCGUUUUACCUAUAUCGCCAAGUACACGAUGUCAGUCAUCGGGUGCCAGUGUAACGCAGGAGGUAGAUAAGCCGUUAGCUCCAGCUAUAGUCCAACCUUCGUUGGAAGACUUGGGAAUAGAAGUGGGCGCAGACGGUAAAACGGAAUACGCGCGCAAUCGACCACGUCGGGAGGCUGCCAGCAAACCGCGUCGAAAAUAUGCCGAAGACGCAUAUGACCUUUUGCCUUGUUUGAGCUUUAAGAAUAGUCCAGGGGACGGGCAACCUGGAAGUCAACCGUACCAUUUACGCGUGGAUCGUAAAGCCAUUGCGCUUAUGGACUUGCAUUCGCAUUUGCUUGAUACCGAGGUUGUGGGUUUACUGGCAGGACAUUAUGAUGCCGAAAAGAAUGAAUGCGUGAUCCGCACCGCGCUUCCCGCUCAACGUAAACCCAUUGACGCUGAUGCCACUAUUACCGUUGAAGCUUCUGAGGAAUCCUUGGCGGAGGCCUUAUCCUUGGCUGACUCGUUGGGGUUACAGAUUAUGGGGUGGUACCAUAGUCACCCCAUUUUCAGCACGGACCCGAGUAAUAUUGAUUUGACUACGCAACAUCUUCACCAGGAAGCAUUCAAGGGGUAUUGUUAUGGUCAUUUUGGGCAAGAGGAUGAGGGGGAGAAGGUGGGGGGUACGUGUGCGGGUAGUGCACAGACGGCUCAAGAGGCAACAUCUGUCGAAGGCGAGUCUGUUUCACCGGCGGUGGAAAAUCGACCGUUUAUAGGUGCCAUAUGCGGUCCGUACGACCCAAAACUGGAGGGCUCGAAAUCCCAACUCAACUGGUUCGUCCUCCCCGAUCCACGGAAGCGGAUACCGAGGAAGCUCUUCACGGUGUUACAGGGUGAAGAAGAGAUUUGUCGGGUGGGAUUGGAAAAGUAUGAAUUUGACAAGAUGCUUUCGCUUAUUCGAUCGUACAAGACGUCACGGCACCGUGAGGAACGCCAUGAUUUUGGACAAGUAUGGCGGGGUACGGAGCUUCGACGAGAUAAACUUGUCAAGAGUUUGCGAGAGUGGUUGGUGGGUGGGGUGGAAGGGAAGGAAUGUGCCGAAGAAGUCGGUGGGAAUGCAUUCGUUGGGAAUUUUGUGCCGUUGGAAGAGGUUCUAAAGAGGAUUGGAGAGGAAGUGGAUGUGUUUAAUGAGGAUACCCCACAGUGAAUGAGAUUAGAAGAAUGAUUGUUGUUUUUGGGGUUUUGGUUUUGGGUUUAUUUUUUCGAUAUUGUUUUGUUUGUAGGGAAUUUUUUUUUUGUGUGUGUAUUUUGGAAAUGCAUUAUUAUUUGUCAAGGGAGUUUUAAAAUCACAUUAUUAAACAUUAUUCCAAAAAAAAAG